AUGGCACCAUACCUCAUCGUCGCGGCCGUCCUUUUUGCCGCCCAACUAAUCUCCUCCACCUUCCGCCUCCUCCGCAAUGUGCAGACAGCCCGCCAUUCCGGCCUACCCUACACCUUCUCGCCCAUCCACGAGCUGGAAGGUCUCGCAUACCUAACCGACCCUCUGCUGCGACGGUGGUACCGCGACUACCUUCUGCAUGGCCGCGGCUGGCCGCGGUGGGCGCGCUUCAUGGUCAAGGACUGGCACUACGAGGACCGCGGCCGCGCUCACGCCGAGUUCGGCCCCGUCUUCCUGGUCGUGUCGCCGGGCGGGCUGGUCUGCUACGUCGGCGACGCGGAGACGGCCCUGCAGGUUGUGAUGCGGAGGAAGGCCUUCAUUAAGCCCCCUGAGAAGAUGAAAAUGCUCGAACCCUUCGGCCCCAACGUGGUCUCUGUGGACGGAAACCUCUGGCGCUUCCACUUGGGAAUCACUCUCCCGCCCCUGGCCGCGGACGGGGUCCACCGCACGGUGUGGGAGGAGACCCGGCGACAGGUGGACAUGAUGGCGGCGGCAAGGAGCCGUAGCGGCGCCGCCAGCACCGACGCCAGCGUCAAGACCAACAUCUACACCCUGACGGUGAACACCAUGUCGCUGGCCGCCUUCGGGAAGGCGAGCGACUGGGUCGACAGCCAGGACGCGGUGAGCCCCGGCCACGAGAUGUCGGUCGUGGGAGCCAUCCGCGGAGUGGUGAUGCACCUGCCUCACAUUCUGCUGCUGCCCAAGUGGGCGCUCCGCCGCUCGCCGUGGCAGGCUGCAUAUCGCGCGUAUGUGGAGUUUGAGCGGUAUAUGGAUGAGCUGUUGGCUUCCGAGAGGGUGAGGCUGCAAACGGAUGCUAGAGAGUCCAGCAGGGAGAACCUCCUCACGGCGGUGCUGCGGGCGAAUAUGGCGAAUUCUUCAACGUCUCAGGAGCCGACCAGGGAAAAGGGGGGUUCGAUCUACAACCCCAUCGGUCGAACGAGCUUGACAGAUGAAGAGAUCAAGGGGAAUGUCUUCAUUUUCCUCCUGGCUGGUUAUGACACGACGGCAAACACUAUGUGGUUCUGUUGCAUCGUGCUGUCUCUUUAUAGCGACAUCCAGGAGCGCAUAUUUGAAGAAGUCGACCGCAUCUGCGAAGAAGCCGAACGAGCUGGGCGGUCAGAGCUGUCCUUCACGGAUGACUUUCCCAAGUUUCGGUAUCUUGUAGCUUUCAUGUACGAGGUGAUGCGAGUGUUUCCCAUCGUGCUCCCCGUGGCUCGCGUCACAGUUGGCGAACAACAUCUCCGAGUCGGGACGGAUGAUUGGGACUCCAAAGCUCAAUCCACUGCAUCUCGGCAUGUUCUUCCGUCAGGAACCGGGGUAGUUGUCAACAACACGGCUAUCCACUACUCCGAGAGCAACUGGCCCAGCCCUGAAAUCAUCGAGCCGCGUCGCUGGCUUGUCAGCGAUCCCCACAAAGUAGACCCCUCUCGGCCGUUGACUGCAGAGCAGGAGGCAGAGACUCGGAGCGGCACCGUGCCGAUCCCGGGAUGCCGGAAGGGCACCUUCAUGACGUUCAACGAAGGGCCUCGGGCUUGCCUCGGCCGCAAAUUUGCCAGGGUCGAGUUCGUCGCCUUUUUCAGCCGUUUGUUGCAGAAUGGGAGCUGCUUGUAUGCAACCUCAUGGCUUUGCAACUGGGUGCUCUGA
This is a messenger RNA of Phialemonium atrogriseum, 1701 nucleotides long. RefSeq names its product cytochrome P450. Gene Ontology annotation, molecular function: iron ion binding; oxidoreductase activity, acting on paired donors, with incorporation or reduction of molecular oxygen; heme binding. The transcript is spliced from 4 exons. The coding region runs from base 1 to 1701 and encodes 566 amino acids. NCBI's taxonomy places the organism in Eukaryota, Fungi, Ascomycota, Sordariomycetes, Cephalothecales, Cephalothecaceae. The record is from RefSeq and is a predicted model, not a curated record.